Molecule: messenger RNA, 153 nt
Organism: Cooperia oncophora
Lineage: Eukaryota; Metazoa; Nematoda; Chromadorea; Rhabditida; Trichostrongylidae
Source: the annotation of a GenBank genome assembly
AUGGAAACUUCCGCAAAGACUUCAAUGAAUGUAAACGAUAUCUUCAUGGCGAUUGCUAAAAAACUACCGAUCGGUCCACCAGCCGGCGAGCCAAGCGGUACGGUGGACAUGAACCAGCCGCAACAGGCGCAGAAGGGUAAUUGCUGCAAGUAA